Messenger RNA from Stylonychia lemnae, 2928 nucleotides. The record is from the annotation of a GenBank genome assembly. NCBI's taxonomy places the organism in Eukaryota, Ciliophora, Spirotrichea, Sporadotrichida, Oxytrichidae.
AUGUCGUCAAUGGUAAGUCAUGAUCUACUCAUUAAAUCUGCAUCAACCAACUAUAUUAAACAUUCCCUGACUAUUAACAUAGAAAUCCUUAAUAAGGAUUAAUCUCAAGGCCAGAAUGGCAUAGCCAGACCAGCACAAAUCUUAAACGUUGAGCUAGAUGUUGAAAAAAGAUUGUAAGCUAUGGUUCUUAAGGAUAGAAUCCGUAUAAAGCAAUUCUUCAUCGAUUUCGACAGGCUUAGAAAGGGUACUGUUGGAGAGGCAGCUUUCAGAACCUGCCUUGGAACGUUAAACUUCAGAUUCACCGAAGAGGAGAUCUUGUAACUGAUUAAUAAGUACAAGUGCGUCGAUAAGACCGGCUUAAUCAACUAUUCAGACUUCUGCAAUAACAUUGAUAAGGUAUUUGAUGAGGAGUCUAAUCCCAAGGAAGUUUUAGGAAACUCAAGAUCAACUGCUAAUUUCACUGACUAAGAGAAGAACCUUAUGAUCGAUGCUCUUCAAAACAUGAGAAGACUAGUCCAAGCUAACAGAAUUUUAUUGAAACCUUCUUUCCAAGAUUUCGAUAGAUCAAAGUGUUGUCACGUUACUGAUCAAUAAUUCUAAAGAGUUCUCAAAAAUUUGAAUAUCAUCCCACCAAAUGAUAAAGUUUUUGAACUUAUAAUAAGAAAAUACUUUGACAAGGGAAAUACUAAGGAAGUCAACUAUUUCUAAUUCUGUGCUGAUGUAGAUAGACCAGAGGAUAUGUUCCCAGGCUAUACUCCUAAGAGGGGAGUUCCAGAGCCAAUUUCAACUGAGGAAAAAAAGACCACCACAGCUUCAAGAGGAUUUUUCUAAGGUUCUACUAAAGAAAUCAAUGUGCUAGAAAAUAGAUUCUCAUAGCAAGCCGUCAACAUUGCAAAUGACCCAACUGACGUUGAAGAUAGACUUAGAGCAAUGGUCGUAAUGAAGAGAGUAAGAGUUGAGGAGUUCUUCAGAGAUUUUGAUAAACUCAGAAAGGGAAAAGUAACUAUCAAUCAAUUCAAGAGUAUCCUUUCUAUGCUAAACUUCCAAUUAACUGACUUGGAGUUCGAUUCUUUAGCUGGAAAAUACAAAACUAACGACCCAGACAAUCUUUUCAACUACUUCGAUUUCUGCCAAACUAUUAACUCUGCUUUCACGACUAAGGGUAUUGAUAAAGAUCCAGUUGCAACUGUCAAACCAGUAACCAAAGAGGACACAUACCUUGCAAGAAGAAAGUAUCUUGAAAUUAGUCCAGAGGAUCAAGAAAAUUUAAACAGCAUUAUGCAAGAAUACAGAACUGCUGUGUAAAAUAGAAGAAUCAAUCUUAAGCCAUAAUUCCAAGAUUUUGAUAUUACUAAGAAUGGUCAUGUUACCAAGAUGCAAUUCCUGAGAGUCUUGGCCUAAUUAGGUAUAUAUGCUCCAGAGAACGUCUUAGCACUAGUCUUGAAGAAAUAUAUGGAUAUGGGAAAUGCUGAUGAAGUAAACUAUGUAGACUUCUGCAAUGAAGUUGAUACACCAGAGGACAUGUUUGGAGUUGGAAGAGACUAUAACUAAUCAUUUUCAUAUUUCCCAAGAACUCAACCAAGAAAGGUCGAAGUCGAUAUUGUUAAACAUAAACCUGAUGAUGUCGAUGAUGUAAUUGCAAGAAUCAGAUAACAAUGCAAACAACAAAGAGUAAGAAUCGGUGAGUUCUAUAGAGACUUUGAUAAGUUGAGAUCAGGAUAUAUCACCGAGGCUCAAUUCAGAAUAGGUCUUAAUAUGGCUAAGAUAGUCUUGUCUAGUCAUGAGUUUGAUGAACUAGUUAGUCAUUUCUAAGCUCCUAAAGAAGGCAAACAUGUUAAAUGGAGAGAGUUCUGUGAUACUGUUGAUGAGGUGUUCACAAAGAAAGGACUUGAAAAAGCUGUAGAUAUGGUUUUAGAUGAUGCAAGAACUCAAACUAUUUAUGGUAGAACUAACCCAAAUAAGGUUUAAAGAAAUGUCUCAGAAGAGGUUGUUUAUAGAUUUAAGUAAUUGCUCACUAGACAAAGACUAGACGCCAAGAGCUUUUUCUAAGAUUUCGAUCGUCAUAAGCACUUUAAGGUCUCUCCAAAGCAAUUCAGAUAGGUACUUGCUGCUUUUGGCUUCACAAUGUCAGAUGAGGAACUUGAAUCACUCGUCAAAACCUAUGGAAACGCAUAAAAUGACAUUAAAUAUCUCGACUUCAUCAAUGAUGCCAAUCCAAACAAGGGUGUUAUUCCUCCAGAUCCUUUAGCUACUAAAUCAACAUAUACCAGUUAAUCACAGAAUUUUAAGGGUGAAGAAGAAAUGGAAAACUUGAUCUUUAAAAUUAAAGCCUAAAUAAAGAAGGACAGAAUUAGAUUAGGAGAGUUCUUCCUUGACCAUGAUGUCCUAAGAAAGGGAAACGUCGCAGCCUAAAAGUUUAGAGGAGUUCUCUAUUCAUAGAAGAUUUAACUCACAAACGAGGAGUAUAAUGUUUUGGAAAAUUUCUUUGCCUUACCAAGUGAUCCAACUAAAGUCGAUUAUGUGAGAUUCAAUGAAGAUAUGGAGAAGAUUUUCACUGAGAAAGAUCUUGAAAAAGACCCAGUAAAGAAACUCUCUGAGUUCAAGGCUCCAUCCAUACUUGAUCCUAAGGAUGUUCUCAAUACUGAUGAGGAAUAAUUACUAGACGGAUGUCUUCAAAGAAUUGGAUGGGAAGUUAAACACAGAAGACUAUUGAUAAAGCCAUUCUUCCAGGAUAAGGACAGAAGCAAGUCAGGAUUCAUUGCAAACACUAGAUUCAGAUCAAUUUUCGAUAACAUGAAGCUUAAAAUAUCAGAUGAUGAAUAUCAGCUAAUAUGCAAGAGAUUCCAAGCCAAGGCUAGCAACGAGAUCAACUAUGUUGAAUUCGAUUACGUUCUUAGAUUCUACUCAGGAGAUCAUGAGCCACAGUGA